UGUGGGGCUGAGAGCUCAUUGGGAAGGGAAUCGCCACCUCUGCUUGCUAGCCUUUCCUCCGGGUGGUGGUUGGAAGAGGUGGGAGCCUGAGAUCUUUUCCUCCGAAGGGGGUGUCCCGGGACGGUGAAUCGCCCCGUUUCCCCUAAAAGCUAGAGAAAACUGCUGGGCACCGGCACCCUGCAGUGCCCUCUUUCCUCUGGCCCGGGGACCGUUUUUUAAAUAUCCAAGGGCGUGGGUCAGCCUCCCUUAGGACUUCAUGUCUGUAUAUUUCCCCAUUCACUGCCCUGAUUAUCUGAGAUCAGCUGACAUGACUGAGGUGAUGAUGAGCACCCCUUCUAUGGAUGAGAUUGGGCUGAAUACCCGGAAGGAUGGUAUUUCCUAUCAGAUCUUCCCUGAUCCUUCAGACUUUGAUCGCUACUGCAAGCUGAAGGACCGCCUGCCUUCCAUUGUGGUGGAGCCCACAGAGGGAGAGGUGGAGAGUGGGGAGCUAAGAUGGCCCCCAGAGGAGUUCUUGGUCCAAGAAGAUGAGCAAGAAACCAGUAAAGAAACAGAGAAUGAGAAGAAGGAGCAGUAAAUCUCUUGAGAGCACCCAAAGGGGGCAAAAAAAAUACAUCUGAACUGUAUUUUUUUCCCAUCAUGGUGGAAAAUGAGUGAGCCACAGUAGUUCUGAAAAUGUCCAAUGACAGCUUCAAUUUUGCACCUGCGAGAUCACUGGGUUGGUUUUUUCUUUUUUUUUUUUUUUCUUUUUUUUUUUUUGAUAUGUAUAUUUUUUUUUCUGAAAGAAAUGUGUCCAGCAGCUGAGUCCUCAAUGCAAAAAUUAGCAAGGCCUUCUGAGAAAGGAAGUCACUUAACUGGGGUUGGGGAAGUGUCUGCUGCUUUGAGAUCACUAUCUGAACUCUGUGUAGUCUUGAGGAGUUGUGAUAUUCCAGGGAGGGGGUUGGUAAAAGGCAAAGCAAGUAAGGACUGUUCUGAGGCAAGAAAACAAAUGACAGAAAUAAGAGAAAAUAAAGGUUUUAAGAAGACACUGAGCAAAGAUCUACAGCCAGAAAGCAAUCAAAGGGGACUAGUGCUGGCUUAAAAGUACAUCCGUAGAUAGAGUCAUCAUCUCUCCCAUUUAUUCUCUUUUCCCCUUUUGUUUCUGUUCGGAGUGUUUGAGUGAAUUAACAAGGGAGGAGGCAAGGGCAAAAAGAGCUGUGAGACAGACAAGCAUAUAUAUUUUUGAUGGCCUCCUCUCUCCUUUUUAUUCCCCUCUGUUAGCCCUGAUCUCCAUGUUCCUCUGACAGAGGACCUUUCCCAGUGUGUAUCUGGUUUUUUUGUUUUGUAGAUGGGGAGGGCAAGACUUUCUGGGUCCAUUUCCCAAAGUAUCCGCUCCUUUUUGUUUUUGGUGCCCUGGCAUCCCAUGUCCCUUUGAGGAGCAUGGGGAGGAUAAGAGGGCUACAGCAUGGGUCCCUUGCCUUUCUCAGGAUGAAAGGCACAGGGUAGAGUUCCUCUUUCUUCUUGUCAUUCUCAAGUCCAAGAGGGAGAUUUGGGAAUAGCUAGGUUCUCUUUCUUUAAUUAACCCUUUCUUCCAAAGCCUCUGUAGCAGUCUCUGAGCUGAAUCUUUUGCUUCCUCCCACCUGUUUCAUUCUAGCCAGUCUGACUAGCUAGGUCACUUACUAUUGGCCUUCAGCCUACUUUUCACCUUGAAUAUUCUCUCUCCUUUUUAUGAGAAGUGGAGGAGCCAGGGGAAGAGAGUUCUUUAUCUCCUGGUAUUGUUUUUAGGGGGAGCUGAGUCUUUCUUCUCAUCAUGAGGGCUGAGAUGACCUGGGACUUGAAAGGAGGAUAGGUUGGGGAAGGAGGGAAGGAGGGGGAGUGAGUGGGGUGACACGUGGUAGGGCGAGUGCCAGCAGUACUGUGACCAAGUUGGAAAUUAGAGGGUGUCAUGAGAUACCUUGCAGCCUUCCAAGUUCUGGAGAGGUAGGUAUUGUGUGGUGGAGAGGGGGGAGGCUUAUCCUGGAUUGCUCUGCUCUGAGGAGGCUCCAGAAGGGAAAGAAUAUUGUAUUCAGAUCUGCGUUCUCCCCUCAAGACUCCCGAAUGCUCCCACUCCCUCCUUCCUUUCACUGUCCUUGGCCCUUCGUGUGGAAGGACACAGGACACGGGAACAUUAGGAGCCUCCGUAGGAGCUGGCUAUGGCCAGGCUCUCCACUUUGGAACCCAGGGUACAAAGAACAAAGUAUAAAAACAUUUCCAUCUUGUUGCCAGAUCCUCUGUGGCUUCCACAGAAGCGCAGAGAGGCAGCAUGUGAUAAGGAAUCAGGCUUUGAAGCUUUCCCUGGGUAUAACAAGGGAACCCAAGGCACCUGACUAUUGCCUCCCUAUUUCCAAUCAGUCCUAUUUCAGCCCCUAGUCUUGGACUUAGUGUAAUAUAUUUGUAAUUAAUACCUCAUGGGUAGUAUGGCGCUAGGGAAGGGUGUUGCUUUUAUAUAUCAGCAGGACCAGGUUUGAGGGGUAUCUCUCCCCUCUUCUUCCCUCCCAUCUCAUCCGCUUGUAUUAUAAACAUUGAUGGCAAUAACUUUUAGGUCCAUAUAAUGGCAGCAGGCCAGCAGGUAGGGGGGAGGGGGAGAAGAUGACCCAUUCCCUGCACUUUCUGCUGGUGACCCAUGAUAGGUCUGCCUGCCCCUCUCUCUCUCUCUCUCUCUCUCUCUCUGUCUGUAGUUUUGUGGCAAAGAGCCAGUCAUCUCUGUUGUGUAUCCCCCGCUGUAGUUUUGAACAUCAUUCAACUUCUGUGGAGGGGAGAGUGAGGGACUCACCUAAUGACUCCUUAUCUUUUCAAAUCCCUCAUUGGGGUGGGUAUCCAGCCCCCUAUCCCUCCCCAUCUGCUACCUGUUAUCAUCCGUCCCAGUCUUGCUGUGUGAUGAAAUGUGCUUUUGUACACUGCAUAACAAACCUACUUUGUGUAUGUGUGUUUGUUUAUGGCUGGUGGGUUAUUAUCUUUCUGGUCCUUAGAUCACUCUCUACCACCAUUUGGAAUUCUGAGCAGGAAAGGGGCCAACAGCCAACAUAGGAUAGGCCAGGAUCUUCAGAAGGCUCAGGCCCACUGGGUUGAUCCCAUCUACCCUUGGAGAAACUAUGCUCUUUAUCUGGCUUCUGUGUUGUUGUGGGUUUUCGUUUGUUGUUAUUGUUGUUGUUGUUCCCCCCUCCCCUUUUAGAGAUAAUUGUGUGUAUUUCUAACUGAAUGUAUCAAAAAAAAAAAAAAAAAACAGUAAAAAUACCUGUUGUUUGAUGAACUUUCUGUAACUUCUGUCUGUUCUUUUUUGAGGCUCAGGGAGAAACUAGCAUUUUUUUUUCCAAAACUACUUUUUGUCACUGUGACAGUUGUAAAUAAAGUUUGAAAAUGCUUUCCA
Molecule: messenger RNA, 3382 nt
Organism: Antechinus flavipes (yellow-footed antechinus)
Lineage: Eukaryota; Metazoa; Chordata; Mammalia; Dasyuromorphia; Dasyuridae
Gene: LBH
Product: LBH regulator of WNT signaling pathway
Exons: 3
Coding region: 257-574 (105 amino acids)
Biological process (GO): positive regulation of DNA-templated transcription
Cellular component (GO): nucleus
Source: RefSeq, a predicted model, not a curated record